AUGUCGGGGCUUGCGCCGCUUUUGGACGUGACUGCAACCGAGUCACAAAAGGCUUAUGAGCAGUUUUUCCAGUGUAUCGAUUCAAGAUCUAUGGCUCCGCCGGCUUUGCAGCCCACCACGAAAAUCGUCUGGAACGGUUCUCCGCUGGGCGGGCGGGACGCCUUUAUGGCCAUGCUGGCCCAGAUGCCGACAACAAAACACGAGGUUACGGGAUUUAAUGUACAUCCUUUCCCUAAUGGCGAUACUAAUGCUUUGAACAUGAUGAUGGAUACCUCUGGGAGAGUCCAGUUUGGCAGCGAGCGUGGUGCCAAUAUUUUUGCAUUUCAAGCUACUUUUGUCUUACGAAGGGCCGGUGCUGGCGCUCCUUUGGUGACUGAACAGCUUGUCUAUCGUUUAGUAUAUAAACCGGCUGAUGCCACUAUAAGUAUUUAA
This is a messenger RNA of Wickerhamiella sorbophila, 432 nucleotides long. RefSeq lists its product as hypothetical. The transcript has a single exon. NCBI's taxonomy places the organism in Eukaryota, Fungi, Ascomycota, Dipodascomycetes, Dipodascales, Trichomonascaceae. The coding region runs from base 1 to 432 and encodes 143 amino acids. The record is from RefSeq and is a predicted model, not a curated record.